Messenger RNA from Penicillium subrubescens, 1056 nucleotides. RefSeq names its product zinc-binding alcohol dehydrogenase family protein. The record is from RefSeq and is a predicted model, not a curated record. The transcript has 2 exons. Gene Ontology annotation, molecular function: oxidoreductase activity, acting on NAD(P)H. Bases 1 to 1056 code for a protein of 351 amino acids. NCBI's taxonomy places the organism in Eukaryota, Fungi, Ascomycota, Eurotiomycetes, Eurotiales, Aspergillaceae.
AUGUCCGUUCCCAAAAAUCAAGCUGCAUGGCUCCGUAAAGCGGGUUCUCCCCUAGAGUUGGGAGAUGCCCCGCUGCCCACAGCUGGCCCAGGCGAACUAGUCAUCAGGAAUGCCGCCAUCGCAAUCAACCCUCUUGACUUCCAUAUGCAAGACUCCGGUGUUUUUAUACAGCAAUGGCCUGCCAUAUUCGGCUGCGACAUCGCCGGUGAGGUGUAUGAAGUUGGAAACAAUGUGGCAAGGUUCAAGAGAGGAGACCGUGUCAUUGGGCAUGCCAUCAAUCUGACUAGUGGCCGCCCUCAAGAUGGCGCUUUCGCUCUGUAUACUGUAAUUCCUGCAGACAAAGCGGCCAUACUCCCAGCGGAAAUCUCCUUCACGGAUGGUGUCGUCGUUCCCUUCGCACUGGAAGCGGCUGUUUGCGCGCUUUCCCUCAAGGAGCCCGGCAUCGCCAUGCCUGGUGUUGCUACACCCGCUCUGGGUAUUCCGUACCCCUCGCUACAUGAUGUGCCGUACUCAGGCAAGACACUUAUCGUGUACGGUGGCUCAUCUUCUGUCGGCUCGAUGGCAACCCAGGUUGCCACUGCCGCCGGUAUCCACGUUAUUUCUAUUUCUGGUGCGCACAAUUUUGACUUCUCCAAGCGAUGCGGAGCAGAUCGAGUUUUCGAUCACAAAGAUACUUCGCUUGUUGGGAAGGUUAUCGCGGCAGUCCGAGAGAGCGGCAGCGAGCUCAUUGGUAUCUUCGAUGCCAUAUCUACCCCCGAGACUUACGCCAAUGACAUCAAAAUACUUGAGCAGCUGAAUGGGGGCCAUCUCGCUUGCGUGCAUCCACCUCCACCCACUACUGAUCUACCUGCAAAUGUUAGAGCUGGUAUGAUAUUCGCUGUCAACGAUGUUGUGACGCCUGUUUGGAAGGAUUAUAUUACGCCUGCGUUGCAAUCUGGGAAGCUCCAGUGCCUCCCACCCCCAUUUAUUGUCGGCAAAGGAUUGGAGCACAUUCAAACCGCAUUGGAAAAGUCCAAGGCGGGAGUCAGUGCUAUGAAGCUGGUAGUUGAACUGUAG